Molecule: messenger RNA, 1383 nt
Organism: Saccoglossus kowalevskii
Lineage: Eukaryota; Metazoa; Hemichordata; Enteropneusta; Harrimaniidae
Product: alkylglycerol monooxygenase-like
Biological process (GO): lipid biosynthetic process
Cellular component (GO): endoplasmic reticulum
Molecular function (GO): glyceryl-ether monooxygenase activity; iron ion binding
Source: RefSeq, a predicted model, not a curated record
AUGACAGCUAUGAACGAUUCAGGACUAUUUAAGGUAGACGCCUUAACUGGGACACGUCGUCUGUUUUACCUUAUUUCACCAAACGAGUCAUCAUUUGCAACUAUUAAUGAAGUCCCAGAUUACAUAAAUGAGUCAAGUCCAUUUUUUAUGGUAGCCGUAUUUCUGGAAAUUAUAAUUGGUCAUCUCCAUGGUAAUCACAAAAUUUACCGCGUAAAUGAUACGAUUAGUUCUAUGGGAGCCGGUAUGUUUAUGAUGUUACUCGCUGGAUUAACAAGGAUGUUUGUCCACGCUGCGGAGUUUGUUGUAUACAUCUGGAUUUACAAUAAUUAUCGUGUCGUUGAUAUUCCUUGGAAUUCACCAUGGGGAUGGUUACUAUGUUUUCUCGGUGUCGAUUUAGGAUAUUAUUGGUUCCACAGAUUAGCACACGAAGUAAAUUUCAUGUGGGCCGCACAUCAAGUUCAUCACAGUUCAGAAGACUAUAAUUUGGGCACAGCUUUAAGACAGAGUAUUCUACAGAGAUACACAUCGUGGAUUUUCUACGUACCAAUGGCACUGUUUGUAUCGCCAUCAACUGCUUUUGUACAUAUACAGUUUAAUACAUUGUAUCAAUUUUGGAUACACACAGAGUUGAUUACAUCUCUUGGUCCUCUUGGGUAUAUUCUUAACACACCAAGUCACCACAGAGUACACCAUGGAAGAAACCCUUAUUGUAUUGAUAAGAAUUAUGCAGGAACGUUGAUUAUAUGGGACAGAAUAUUUGGUACAUUUGAACCAGAGAAAGUCCGCAUUGUGUAUGGAUUAGUACAUCCGAUAGCUUCUUGGGAUCCUAUUUAUAUACAGUUUUGUCAUUUGAUGCAUAUGUGGAAUAUGUUCUGCACUUUACCAGGAUUGGGAAAUAAACUGUCAGUUGUUUUCAAAGGACCCGGAUGGGAGCCUGGGAAACCAAGAUGUGGUCUCAUUGAAGAUUUGCCAAAGGUGAAGUAUCCAGAGCCUAGAUAUGACAGUAGACAUUCCUCGUGGGCUGAUGGUUAUCUUAUACUGCAUUUUGCAUUAUUGUAUUUGUUAUUAGCCGAUCUUUCAAACGGACGAGAAAUAUUAUUACAAAGUGUUUUAUUCUGUACUUUGGGAUAUAUGAUACUAUCACUUACGAGUUUUGGUGCUAUAUGUGACAAAAAGCCCUAUGCAGCUUUACUGGAAUUCAUUCGCUGUGCGUUAUAUUUAUUGUGUGACGCUACGUUGACAACGCCCGUAACGCCUUUAUUAGGAAUUGGACAGAUAUCAACCAAAGCACAGAUUUUCAAUGGAAUAUUCACUGUGUCCGCUAUCGUAUGGUGUAUACAAGGAAUCAGAGAAUAUGUCAGUGAAAAAGCAAAAAUACAAUAA